Podarcis lilfordi (Lilford's wall lizard) is the source of this 7523-nucleotide messenger RNA. NCBI's taxonomy places the organism in Eukaryota, Metazoa, Chordata, Lepidosauria, Squamata, Lacertidae. The record is from the annotation of a GenBank genome assembly.
AAUAUGUGGAAGUGACCGCAGCAUCCUGCACCUCACCCCCCCCUUCCGUGACAUUUGCAUCUGCACCUGAACAUCCAGAGCUGUUCUAGGCCUACAGCAGCGAAGAUGAUAGAGAUCACAGAAAUCCAGAGUAAGUAUGACCAUAUCUUACAGCCUGAAAGGAAGAAGUUACUUCUUCGUAUACCAGUGUAAUCAGGUUAGCUAAGAAAGAAUGAUUGGGUCUAAUCAAGGCUUCCUUUUGCCAGCUCAGCUUUUAGAGAAUGUCACCCUGACCUCUCUUCUUUACUUCUUUACUUUAAUACUUGCCUUUUCACUAGCAAGUUCAAGGCAGCAAACAUAAUGCUCUCCCUCCCCUCAUUUUAAUAACAAACCUGUGAGGUAGAUCAGGUGGACUGUGACUGAGUGGCCCAGCAAGCUUUGUGACCGAGUGGGGAUUUGAACCUGCACCUCCCUAGUCUUAUGGUCCAGUGCUCUAACCACUGCACCACUGUUGACUGUUUCACAGGCACUUUUUUGGUUUGAAAAAGAUCAGAGAACGCGCUGUUGGAAAAGGAAGUAAAUUAAUAUCUUUGCCUCUGUUCCCAGGGCACAAGAGUUUCAGUAUAAUCUUUAACAAAAGUACAAUCUGUGGGAGGAAAAUAGAAGCCCUGUGACCCACGUGUAUGGAGUAAAUAACAAAAGAAUCGACUCAAAUAGAUUUAAAAUGCAAGGCUAAACUCUCUCCAGCAAGAGAGAGGCCCCAGUAGCAGAGUUUAAACUCACAAAAGUCAAGCAGAAGUAUAGCUUUAGGAAUACAGUCAUACCUCGAGUUGCAUUUGCUUCACGUUGUGUUUUUUUCUGGUUACGAACGCGACAAACCCGUAAGUGUUUACUUCUGGGUUCACCGCUUCGCACAUGUGCAGGAGUGAUCUGCACGCUUCACGCAUGUGCAGGAGCAAUCUAUCACAUCACGCGCACGUGCAGAAGCAGCGCUCUACUUAUGGACUUUUCGGGGUGCAAACGGCACCCUGGAAUGUAUCGUGUCCAUAAGUAGAGGUACCACUGUAUAGGUUGUUGGACCCAUUUAGUCUGCUUGCAAACAGCACUCUUUUCUUUCCAACCCCUCUUGUGCUGAACAGGCCACACACUGUUAAGGAAGUUUAAAAUUCUUUACUUACAAAACGUUCCAAAGGUCAGAUUCAUGCAUUUCACAGAAUCAUAGAGUUGCAAUGGACCACAAGGGUCAUCUAGUCCAACCCCCUGCAAUGCAGGAACCUUUCACCUAAUGUGGGGCUCAAACCCACGGCCCUGAGAGUAAGAGUUGCAUGCUCUACUGACUGUGCUAUCAUAUCCAAGCAGCAACGGGGACAGGACGGGAUGGGACGGAGGGACACAUGCAGCUUCAAUUCCUCCUUUUACAGAGGUAAGGGGGUAUGACUUAGCUGAGUUUAGGAACAGACCUCUCUGGUUCUAGCCCUUUUCAUGCACAAACUAGAAUUCAUGCAUAAUUAUCAUAGAAUCAUAGAAUUUUAGAAUCUUAGAGUUGGAAGGGUCCCUAAGAAUCAUCUGGUCCAAUCUCCUGCAAUGCAGGAAUAUGCAGCUGCCGCAUACGGGAAUUAAACCUGCAACCUUUGCAUUAUCAUCACCAUACUCUAGCCAACAGAGCUAUCCAGGCUGCAAUUUCCCACAAAUUUUACAUUUAUUGCUCUGCUCACUUUUGCCUUUGGCCCCAUUCACCAUUGACACGCAGCUCCCAGAAGGGAAUGCAGCCCUUGGACUGAAGAAGGUUUGCCAUCUCUCAGCUAGACUGUGAUGGGACAGUGAGUUGCAGAUCACCAGCAGAGUUUGUGUCAGGGACCUGUUUGCUGUCUGCCAAUGUAUCACCCAGAGGGAUCUUUCCAAGACUGCCAACUAUCAUCCUGCAAAGGAACACAGCACAUGGUAAUGAAGAGCAGGAGAAUUAACACAGCUGUCCAACACUGACAUUUGACUAUGAUAGACACCCUAACCCAUACAGAUCUCAAAAGAAAAGCAGGACCAUGCAAGAACAGGUAUUCUGAGCCCAAAUUGCAGACACCAGAAACGUAUUUUCCCACUAUUGAGUUAUAAGUGAGCCUUCCUCCCCCUGAUCUUCAGAAUGCUGUGUGUUUGAUUACAUUCAUUUCAUCUGUUACAGGGAUUGGUGUGGGACUUGUGGGCUUUGGGGUGUUUUUCCUCCUUUUCGGUAUGCUAUUGUACAUGGAUUCGGUGCUUCUGGCCUUCGGAAAUGUAAGUUUCUUUCUCAAGCUCCAGAUGUUUCCUUCCAGAUGUUGCUUUUGUCAUCACAUAUAUCAGCCAGUUUGCCUUCAAAGCUUUGAUGAAUCAUAAGGAUCACUACGCCCAGUUUACUGGCACUGUUGUGGAAGGUAGUUCCAUUGACAUCAACUGGGAGACUUGCUUCCAAGCAGAGUUGUCUAGUCUAAGGUUUUAAGGAAUGACUACCAGCCACGAUGGCUGUGUUCUACCUCCUCUGUCAGAAGACGUAUGUAUCAGUCACUGGAAGCCACAGGAGGUGAGAGUGCUGUUGUGCUCAAAUCCUUCUUUCAUGCUUCCUAUAGGCAAAUGAUUGUUCAAAGUAACAACAGGAUGCCGGACUGCAUGGGCCUUUGGCCUGAUCAGGACUGGCAGCCCAUUACAGAAUUGAAACUUUUGUGUUGUGUACCAACCACUAUACACAGCACAUGCUGCAAGGGUAUGGGUGUAAGUGAUACUUCAUGAACUGAGGAAGGUGAUGUUCCUCCAGCAACACAAUACCCUUGGUCAGCAGCUUCCUGUGUCAACAAUGAAGUGGCUGAAGGCAAUGGUGUAGCAUGGGUUGCCAGUGCCCGGGGCAGUGCGGAGGGGGUAGGUAGGAGGGAGCAAAACAGGCAGAGUACACAUGCACAUUCAGUAUCAGUAUCAAACUUUAUUUCGGUCACAGACCAGCAUAAGAUAAAACAUACCGAAACUGAGCACAUAAGACUGAAAACAGGUAAUGAGUAAAAACUGGUAAUUAAAAGGUGAUUAUAUAUCAUACCUACUUAAAAUAUAGAAACAGGGACAAACAGUUAAAAGCGACUAUGUGGGAGGGAGUGUGAAGGAGCACAGGUCUUGCAUUUUGGGCCUAGUUUGUGGCGCAAACCAUCCUUCAAUGAAUAUCCAUCAUGGCAGUGCAGUAUCUAGGAACUGAGUACUGUAUGUAACAUCUGGGCUUUCAUCUUGAAGUAGCAGGGAGGUAUGAAAUUGUUCUGUGUGACCUGGGAAUUUAUGUAGUCUGAGCAAGUAGUAUCCAUUUAAUGAUAUGUCAUCCCUGGUCCAGGUUUCCUGUAUCAGUAAGAUUUGAUGUUGUGAUAGAAAAUCAGUGAAACAGGUGUUCCUGAUACAUGCUGCCCAUCUGACCACAUUCCAGGUUAGAAGGGCAACCUUAUGCUGGCCUGUUGGCUGUCAAUCCCUCUUUCCCUCACAAGAUGGUUGGGGGGCUAUUAAUUCCACCUGUGCAUGCACAGUCAAGAGUUAUUGUGCUGUCCUCGUUUGCAGGGAUAAGCUGUUUUCAACGGAGCCCAGCAACGGAAGCAUGCAGCUGUAUUCAGGCAGCACUGGGUGUCGAAAUUCUGUGCCCCCUAACAAUUUUGCACCUGGGGCAACCACCCCUUGGGGGGACCCCUACACUGCCACUGGCUAAAAGAUCCCUGCAAGACAAAGAAAAGAGAGGCAACAGGACCAAUGUUCCCCUUUCCUUCCAAAGACAAAACAGACAGAAUUACUGAAGAGGAUAAAAAGUUCAUCAAGCCUGUAGGAAAGAUUCAGCCUUUACGCCCAGCACCCUUAAGAGAGAAUACCAGGGAUAGCCAAUGUGGUUACUCCUGAUGUUGUGCACUGCUGUCCCCAUCAGCCCCAACCAGCAUGCCCAGUGGUCAGGGAUGGGGUGGGGCUUGGUCCAAAAAAUCCAGAGGGUAUUGUGUUGCCUACACCUGAAUUAUAAAUGAUCACUAUAUAAAGUGUUUUGUGAUUAAAAAAAAGAAAAGCAGUAUAUACAUAAACAUGAAAAUCAGGGGCAAGAAAUCAGGAGCCCUCUAGAUAUUGUUGGACUACAACUCCCAUCAGCCAAAGCUAGGGCUGACAAUGACAAACAGUCAGGGAUGGUGGGAGUCCAACAGCAUCUGAAAGGCCGCACGCUCCCCAUCCCUGAUAAAGUGUCUACUAGCUAUAAUACACUCCAAUAAUCCCUGGGUUUUGAUCUUCUUCUCUUUAGAUCCUGUUCCUGUCUGGCCUGGCCAUUAUCAUUGGACUAAGAAGAACCUUUGGUUUCUUCUUCCAGAGGCAGAAGCUUAAGGGAACCAGUUUCUUUUUGGGGGGCAUAAUUAUCGUCCUGCUUCGGUGGCCUGUCCUAGGCAUGCUUCUGGAGACCUAUGGCUUCGUUAACCUCUUCAGGUGAUUAUUCAUACCAAAGCCACAAAGCUUUCUAGGGAAACUACUGUAUGUAGGCAAGUCUGGGUAAGUCCAGGGUUGCUGAUAGCUGCACGUGAUGCCAGACCUGAACUCUACAAGUUUACAGUUUCUGAAAUUGGUGCUCUAAGUUGGAGCCUCAUGGGCUACAACCUUACCAGUUCUAACAAGAAGAAGAUGGGGACAACAUUUGCCCUCCUCCAGUUUGCAGGGACCUCAUCUGUUUUUCAGUAAUUCUCAAAUAUUAUAUACGGAGGUUCUGAGAUUAUGUCCACAAGCUCCUUUAGUACCCUUGGGUACAGCUCAUCACCUCGUGGAGAUCUGAAUUAAUUUAAAGUAGCCAUGGGUUCCCUUACCACCUCCUUUUUUGGACUGUAUCUCCCUCUUUGCAUUGUUUAUUCUGUGCUGCCAUUCCAUUCACACAAUGGAUUUCCACUUGCACAAUGGAUCUUCCCCUCUCCUCUCCUGUACAAUCCUUUAUGAUCCUCAAAAACUGCUCUAGAGGGUUGGAGACCCUCCAGACCAGAUUGUUCCUUCAUCCACAGAUUACCUCUCUCCAGCUACUUUUCUCUCGGCCAGGAUCACUUCUGGUAUUGGAGCCUCAGCUGGGAGAAAGAUGCGCAGAGGAAGGAGCCAUGGCUAGAGAAGCUAUGAACAAAGGAGGGGGUCAGCACUCUUUAGCCAUCUUUCUACUUUGCUUUCAACACAGAGAAUUGCUGCUGUCACAUCUAGUUUAACUCUCGGGUUUCGUUCCGGCUGCUGAUUUUCAGCCAUUAUUAACAAUGACUUAUUUGUCCUCAGGAGUUUUUUCCCAAUUGCCUUUGGGUUUCUGGGAUCAUUGGUGAACAUCCCAUUUUUGAGCAAGGUAAGAAAAAAUUUCGUGUGUCAUGCGCUCUCAGGGGAGCAUGAUUCUAUCUGGCUGGUUUGGUUCCCUUAAGCUUUACAACAUGGUUGGGGAACCUGCAGGCUUCCAGGUACAACAUACAACUCCCAUUGUCCCCUGAGUGGCUGGGGCUGAUGGGAACUGGAGUCCAACAAUAGGACUCAUCUACACUUCCAUUUGUGCCAUGAUCUGUAGGCACAGGUCUGUGAUUUUAAAAAACCCAAAAAAGUCACUGUAUACUGUUGAACUGGAACAAACAUCAGUCAAAAUGAGAGGCACAAAUACAAGAUGGGUGACACCUGGCUUGAGAGCAGUACAUGUGAAAAGGAUCUAGGAGUCUUGGUUGACCACAAACUUGACAUGAGCCAACAGUGUGACGCGGCAGCUAAAAAAGCCAAUGCAAUUCUGGGCUGCAUCAAUAGGAGUAUAGCAUCUAGAUCAAGGGAAAUAAUAGUGCCACUGUAUUCUGCUCUGGUCAGACCUCACCUGGAGUACUGUGUCCAGUUCUGGGCACCACAGUUCAAGAAGGACACUGACAAACUGGAACGUGUCCAGAGGAGGGCAAGCAAAAUGGUCAAAGGCCUAGAAACGAUGCCUUACGAGGAACGGCUAAGGGAGCUGGGCAUGUUUAGCCUGGAGAAGAGGAGGUUAAGGGGUGAUAUGAUAGCCAUGUUCAAAUAUAUAAAAGGAUGUCACAUAGAGGAGGGAGAAAGGUUGUUUUCUGCUGCUCCAGAGAAGCGGACACGGAGCAAUGGAUCCAAACUACAAGAAAGAAGAUUCCACCUAAACAUUAGGAAGAACUUCCUGACAGUAAGAGCUGUUCGACAGUGGAACUUGCUGCCAAGGAGUGUGGUGGAGUCUCCUUCUUUGGAGGUCUUUAAGCAGAGGCUUGACAACCAUAUGUCAGGAGUGCUCUGAUGGUGUUUCCUGCUUGGCAGGGGGUUGGACUCGAUGGCCCUUGUGGUCUCUUCCAACUCUAUGAUUCUAUGAUUCUAUGAUAAGUCCUCUGAAGGCUGAUGUUUGUUCUGAUUCAGUGGUAAACAGUGAGUUUUCGCAGGGAAAGAGGUGGGACCAAAACAACAACAACAACCCAUGCCUGGAAAUAAUAGAAUCAUAGAAUUGUAGAGUUAUAUAAUCCUUCAGAGAAAUGUGAUUGGUUACAAAUGACUUCUUGUUGCAGCUGUUCCAGAAACUUGGAGACACCACCUCUAUGGUAUAGCCUGGAGAAGUGGCUUCCUACCACAGACAACUUCCCCUCCUACAAGCAAAUAGACUACUGUGUUGUUUUCACAGCGAUGUGCCAUUGAGACCUCCUGCCCAGUUCAUACCUUUGAAGACCCCUGUGUGAUCACCUGCAGGAGUGUGCAAGGUUAUUAGCAGGUUCAUAUCCCAGCAGGAAUUGCCUGGAGGUGCUGUUUGCAAGAGCAAUUACAACUGAACUGCUGGUUCAUAGACAUGAUCAUGCUGGAGCUAGACAAUGGCUAUGGACAAUGGCUGAGUGAGCAUUGGUACCUGGGCACAUCCAUGUUCACAAGAUUUCUUAGCAACAAACCAACAUUUAGGACUUGUCAGUUUGCUCCAAGGAAGACACAUCCCUUGGGGUCUUCACCUUCCAAACAGCUGCAGUAGAGUGAGUAAGCAAAGUACCCAGUUUCUUUUGUUUUGUUGACAUGCUGUACCCACUGAUAUUUUUCAUCCCUUGUGAGAAGCCAUAAUGCAGGCAUCUCCAAACUCGGCCCUCCAGGUGUUUUGGGACUACAACUUCCAUCAUCCCUAGCUAACAGGACCAGUGGUCAGGGAUGAUGGGAGUUAUAGUCCCAAAACAGCUGGAGGGCCGAGUUUGGGGAUGCCUGCCCUAAUGGAUCAGAAAUUUGAAAUUGAAGGGAUUAAAAGCACAUAAGUUGAAAGGCAUAAUUUGAACACUAUGACACUAGAACAAUUUGUGUUAUCUCACUAGCCAAAUUUCAACAAUAGGAAGGAGGAAAAUGAAUAUAAGGGUGAGAAGUGUUGUUCUGAGUUUUCUGUCAAUUUCAAAAUCCCAGUAAAGAAAAUGGUUGGGGGAGGGGAUAUGUUCGCAAAAUAACUUGCAGUUCAAAAAGACACACACACAGCCUGUACUUUGGAGCAAUGUCUAUUUAACAGAACGUGAACGCUGUUUGAUUCCACCAUGUGCAUAUUUUCUAUUUUUUUAUUUAAC